Messenger RNA from Epinephelus lanceolatus (giant grouper), 1451 nucleotides. Lineage: Eukaryota; Metazoa; Chordata; Actinopteri; Perciformes; Serranidae. The record is from RefSeq and is a predicted model, not a curated record.
GAGCUCUGGGUGGAAGCAAAUGCAAUCUUCAGCAACUCCUGGAUCAAUCAACCCUCUGCCCUUCACAUCAAGGGUUGACCUAACCUUAAUACCAGGUGACAGUGCAGAGGUCAAAGAUUUUCAGUCUCAGGCAAAGAUUGAAACAAUGAGCCCAAUCUUUGCGUCCAUUCCCUCAACAACUCCUUCUCCUUCUUUUGCAGUGUCUGACGGCCUGUCUAGAUUUAAUUCUUUACUCCAUACUUUUCCUGCCUCUUCCUUUGUUCACUCUACCACUCCUCUUUAUUCCUCUGGAGGUUCAACCCUGGUAUCGAUACAAACUUCUGUCACCCAUGCUCCUUUCUCACCUUCCUUCUUUUCAUCCUCCAUGAAGAACCAAGCCAAAACAGCUCCAGCCCUUUCUGCUCUACCUUCUCCCACCCCAAUCUCCAUUCCUCCUCAUUUGCCCUCUAUCCAACCUUCCUCAACUUCCCCUAGGCCAUCCUCCUUCAACUCUUCUACCAAAUUCUCCUCAAACUCCAACUCCAACUAUCCAUCGCCAGCUUCCUUCUUUUCCUUAGUCUCUUUAUCUACUUCUUCCUCUACUCUCAUGGCCUCCUCCCAGUCUAUCACAAGUUCAACCUAUUUGUCGCCAUCUUCUUCCACCAUCUCUCCAGCACUCUCCUCUUCCUCAUCGGUGUCUUCCAUUUCUUCUCCUUCUAUUCCCCCUUCACCUCCUCCUUCUUCCUCAUACACCUCUACCUCUACCUCAACAUCUUCAUCACUGGAUUUCACAAACCCGUCUGCCACCUCUUCUUCUAUGGUGUCUUCGCAGUCUACUUCCCCUCUCCCAGGACCCUCUCCAGUUCCCCGUCGCUCUCUCUACAACCCCCUGACAUCAACCUCCUCCCCUGUGCCUUUCCAACAACUCACCCCUGGUCAGAGGUUGCCCGUCCAGAACCACAUCACAUCAUCUGAUCCUGGGCCUAGCCUCAACCUACCAACAUCAAGAACUGUGGUUCACCCAAACCCUGAACCCCAUCCAAACCUUGACCCAAACUUCAAACUAAAUCGUGGCCACGAGUUAAAACCAAACCUUCCCAACACUGACACUAAUCCCAAACUCAAACGCCCCUCAAAUCCCCCUGCAACUCCAGAUAAGGAGGGGAAGUAUCCAGACAUUAUCCCCAGACACAGUGCGUGGGAGCUGGGCAUGCUGCUGGGCUGCUCAGCUGGCUUGGGCAUGGUGCUGGUGGUGGGGGUAAGGUACAUGUACCGCCAGGCCUGUGGCAAACGGACAGAGGUGACGCUGAAUGACAGGGAGAGAGAAUAUGGGAGAGGAGAGAGAGGUCUGAUCCAUGUUCAGGAGUGUGGAGAUUUGGUCCGAGUCCGGAGAAUCAGAGAGAACAGUUUUGUGCUGCUGGCAGAGUACGAUAUACUGGCAUCACCUGGAGACUAAAGACUGCUAAUAUAGA